GUUCUGGUGGGAGAACCGUGGAGUGUUCACCUCAGCCCAGCGACAGGCUCUUGCUGCAGCGUCAUUGCCACGCAUCAUCUGUGACAAUACCUACAUCCGCGAGUACCUCACAUCAAACCUAUGCUUUCUUCAAGGGCUGAGGCUGGUCUUCGUUCUUCUGGGUAUUCUAAUAGCAGUAAAGCCUCAAGAGGCAGAUAACCUUUCUUUACAAGACAUUGCAAAGAAACUGGAAACCCGAUUCCUUCUGCAGAAUGUGGAAGAAGCCAAGAAAUUAGUAGAUGCUGCCUAUGAAUAUACCCAGAACUGGUUAGAAGAAAAACUAAGGAAAGAGACAGUACGCCCUUCAGAUAUCCUAGUGUCUUUCAAACAACCUGUAGGAAAAACUCGGUCGCAUGUGAAAGCUGCUCAUUAUAGGCUGGUGGCCUUGGACCUCUUGAAAGAGAAGCUGCAGGAUGUAUUUCCUCAGGAAUUCAAUAUCACAGAUGUGCUCUCCACUUCCCAGAUGCAAACUAUCUACAAGGCAAGCGGAUGUGCUUCCCAAGAGAUCAGUACACAAGAAUGUGAUGAGAAGAACCCUUACCGGACCAUUACAGGCGAAUGCAAUAACCUGUAUGAUUCUCGAAUAGAAACGGACAAUCUUUUGGUGGCCAAGACCCUAGUCUAG
Messenger RNA from Protobothrops mucrosquamatus (brown spotted pit viper), 664 nucleotides. RefSeq names its product myeloperoxidase. The record is from RefSeq and is a predicted model, not a curated record. Gene Ontology annotation, molecular function: peroxidase activity. The annotation marks the transcript as partial. The transcript has 5 exons. NCBI's taxonomy places the organism in Eukaryota, Metazoa, Chordata, Lepidosauria, Squamata, Viperidae.